GCUCUUAAUAAUCCUUCAGCUGGUGAUCGUUGAAGAUAUUUAAACCUCGAGGGCAUCCGCGUCAACUCAACCAUCUAUCACUGAAAACAAGACAGACAAGCAUCACAUCUACUUCCUACCGCGCUCAUACUACCUCCACCACAAACAUCCUCUCUACCUUGGAACAUAUACAACAUGCUCUUCAUCUCCACACUAGCAACACUCGCCCUCGCCCUUCCAGCCACAGCAGCACCCCAACCCAUCGCAAAGCGCGAUCUCUCAGAUCUUCCUCUGACCGCUCAAUUGAGACUUGCCGAGACUGCCACCGAGCGCUACAAGCUCCUCCCCAACGACUCCGACUUUGUCUACGACUUCAACAAGGAUGGCGUCGUCGCCACAAACCAGAACUGGCCUGCCCUCACAGGCGUCGGUGCGUCGUUUAGUAUGGGCGCGUUGCCAGCCUGCGGCAUGGCCUUCCUGCACCUGCACCCGCGCGCAACCGAGCUCUUCUCCCUGCACAGCGGCCGCGUCCUGUCCGAGAUGAUCCCGGAAUCCGUCACAGACGCCGACGGCGCCCAGCGCAAAGUCAAGGUCGAAUUGACCGCGGGUAUGGUCACCCUGUACCCGCAGGGCUCGUUCCACACGCAGGUGAACCCCGACUGCGAGCCCGCGAACUUUACGGCUGCUUUCACGGCCGAGGAAUUUUCGGCAGGCCUGGUUGCGGGGCAGCUCUUUGGGUUCUCGGAUGGGGUCCUGGAGAAUACGUUCGGGGGGAGUGUUGAGGGGGAGGAUAUUGAGAGGCUGCGCGGGUCGAUUCCGGAGAGUGCGCUUGUGCUUGUGGAGGAGUGUCUUGCCAAGUGUGGAAAGGAGAAGAGGGCUAUGUAAAUGGCCGCCGUGAGAGAGGUGUGGGUAUUUGGGUUGUGUUUGAUUAUGAAGAUUAGAUUUUUCUGUCGUUUGUUGUACUUGCUGGUUGUCUCAAUAGAGAAAAGGUCUUGUGGUAGCAUGGAUUCUCCUAGUAUAAAACUACG
This is a messenger RNA of Aspergillus calidoustus, 1007 nucleotides long. The record is from the annotation of a GenBank genome assembly. Lineage: Eukaryota; Fungi; Ascomycota; Eurotiomycetes; Eurotiales; Aspergillaceae.